Calidris pugnax (ruff) is the source of this 2706-nucleotide messenger RNA. It is a transcript of the gene NOM1, whose product is annotated as nucleolar protein with MIF4G domain 1. Lineage: Eukaryota; Metazoa; Chordata; Aves; Charadriiformes; Scolopacidae. The transcript is spliced from 11 exons. The record is from RefSeq and is a predicted model, not a curated record. Gene Ontology annotation, biological process: ribosomal small subunit biogenesis. Gene Ontology annotation, cellular component: nucleolus. Bases 16 to 2517 code for a protein of 833 amino acids. Gene Ontology annotation, molecular function: protein binding; RNA binding.
CGGCUCUUCCCCAAGAUGGCGGCGCCCAAGAGCGGCGUGGCUGGGGGAAAGAUGAAGCGGCCGGCGGCGGCCCGCGCUCGCCGCGGCGGGAAGCUGGCCAGGCUGCGGCAGUCGGUGCAGGACUUCGUUCAGGCAGCCGGCGACCAGCCGCCGCUGACCACGCUGAAAGACGGGGAGAGGCAGAACCGCCGGAGCCGUCGGGACGCCAGGAAGGAGAAGCGCAGGCUCAAGCGGAGCCGACGCCGACGCCUUCUACGCGGCGAGCCGGUGGAGGACCCCGAUAUCCCGGCCAAGGCGGCUCCGGCCAAGCCGGCUCCUGCUAAGGCGGCUCCGGCCAAACCGACUGCGGCCAAGCCGGCUCCUGUCGCUCGGCCCAGAGCCCCGACCUCGCCCACCGCCGGGAAGCAGCGGCUGGGGCCGGUACCGCCACCCCGCCCGGCAGCCGCCGCCGCCGCCGCCGCAGCCGCCUCGGCGCGGAAGCGGGCCCUGCUGGAGGCCAACGAGGAGGAGGAGAAGGAGAUCCGGCGCCUGGAGCGGCGGCUGGGGCUGGGCAAGCGCCGCAAGAAGCAGGAGGGAACAGAGGUCGAGAGGGUGCCGCAGAGCUUCCUGAGGGACGGGCUGGGCUACGUGCUGGGCGCCCUGGGCACCCGGGCCGGCCUCAGCCAGCUCUGCGAGAGCAGCGACGAGGAGGAGGCCCCGGCGUCCCGGGAGAAGGACCGGCCGGGGCCGGCUGAGGGCCCGCUGGGGCCGCGAGAGGACGACGAUGAUGAUGAUGAUGAUGAAGAGGAGGAGGACGCCUCAGACCCCUCCGAGGGGGAUGAUGUGGAGGGACAGUGGGAGAGCGAGAGCUCGUCCCCCGAGGACGGCGGGGUGCCUGAGGCCAGCGAGCCCCCGAGCGAGGAGGAGGAAGAGGAGGAGGAGGAGAGUCAUAAUCACAGUGCUACGAAAUAUGUUCCCCCUCAAGUAAGGAAAGUUCAGGAGACAGUAGAUGACAAGAAAAGAGAAGAAUUGGGAAGACUGAAGAAAAUGGUGAAUGGCCUCAUUAAUAGGUUGAGUGAACCGAAUUUGCCUUCCAUUAGUGGACAGAUGGAAGAUCUCUACAUGGCCAACAGCAGAAAGGACAUGAACGAAACUCUGACAGAUAUUCUCAUGAAUGCUUGCGUGACUGCCGUCGCCAUGCCUGCAAGAUUGAUGAUGGAGCAUGUCCUUUUGGUCAGCAUUCUUCAUCAUAAUGUAGGAGUCGAGGUCGGUGCUCACUUUUUGGAAGCUGUGGUGAAGAAAUUUGAUGAAAUCUCUAAAAGUGACGCUGAAGGGAAAGAAUGUGAAAAUCUGAUUGCCUUGAUUGCUCAUCUGUAUAACUUCCAUGUGGUUCAUUCCCUGCUGAUCUUUGAUAUUCUGAAAAAGCUUGUUAGUGCUUUCACUGAAAAAGAGAUCGAGUUGAUUUUAUUUCUUCUGAAAAACGUGGGCUUUUCCUUAAGAAAAGAUGAUGCAUUGGCUUUGAAGGAACUGAUCACUGAAGCCCAGAAGAAAGCAAACACAGCAGAGAAGAAACUCCAGGAUCAGACUAGGGUUCGCUUUAUGCUGGAGACUAUGUUGGCACUAAGGAAUAAUGAUAUGCGUAAGAUUCCUGGUUAUGAUCCUGAACCAGUUGAAAAACUCCGCAAAUUGCAAAGAACACUGGUUCGCAGCAGUGGAAAAGAAACUCAGCUCCGUGUCUCCCUGGAAUCUCUCCUCAGUGCUGAUCAGGUUGGUCGCUGGUGGAUCGUAGGGUCUUCCUGGAGUGGAGCACCAAUGAUCAAUGAUACAGACAAGAAGACUCAGCAAAAACUGCAUAUAGGAAAGGUGAGUUCAAAGAUAAUGGAGCUUGCUCGUAAGCAGAGAAUGAACACCGAUAUCAGGAGAAGUAUUUUUUGUGUCUUGAUGACAAGUGAAGACUUCCUGGAUGCCUUUGAAAAGCUUCUCAAGCUUGGACUGAAAGAUAAGCAAGAGAGAGAAAUUGUUCAUGUUAUCAUUUACUGCUGCUUACAGGAGAAGACAUAUAACCCCUUCUAUGCAUUUUUGGCUGACAAGUUUUGUCAAUGUGAAAGACGAUUUCAGAUGACAUUUCAGUUUAGUCUUUGGGACAAAAUCAAAGACUUAGAAAACCUGUCAGCUGCUGCUGUCUCCAACUUGGUUUCGCUGUUGGCACACUUACUAAGGACAAAAUCAUUGCCACUUUCAGUUCUCAAGGUAAUUGAAUUCAGCGAACUAGAUAAACCCAAAGUCCGUUUCUUGCGACAAGUAUUAAGCAUGUUGUUAAUCAAAACAGACCCUGAAGAACUUAGUGACAUUUUUGUGAGGAUAUCUGACAACCCAAAUCUGGGAAUGCUACGGGAAAGCUUGAAACUCUUCCUUACCCACUUCCUACUGAAAAAUGCACAAGCCCAAAAAAGUCCUGAAGAAGCUAGCUUAUUAAAAGAAAGAGUUGAACUAGCCACCAAGGCUUUGGAAGCAAAAGAACCCAAAUUGAAGCUAUAGUUCUGUUUUUCUAAUAAAACAGAAAAAACUGAGUCUGUAUGAAGAUGCAAAGCUUUGUUAUUCUUUCAGACCCAAAUAAUUGAGAAUGAGGAGAGCCUUGUUACUCUAAAGGAUCUACUUUUUGAUUUAAAGUUACUUUGCUUUAUGCAUUAGUUACAGGGUUAAUCGAAGGUGAUAGAAGGCCUUUUU